CCAUCUCUUGCUGAGAGCACUUCCCAGGACAGCCUGAUGGCCGCGGUGAAACCCGCCCUGCAGCACCUGGUCAAGGUCCUUGCUGAGUCUAACCCCGGCCGGUUCGGGCCCCUCUGGCGGUGGUUUGAUGAGGUCUAUGUCCUGCUGGAUGUGCUGCUGCAGCAGCACUACCUGGCCAGGUGCAGCGCCUCCUUUUCUGAAAACUUCUACGGCUUGAAGAGGAUCCCGGUGGGAGGCUGCAGACAGCAACCCCUGGCUACUGCUGGCCUGCCAAAGAGGCAGCACUGGAAGUCUCUCCUCUUGCUGGUUCUUGUUCCCUACCUGAAAGGAAAGCUCGAGAAACUGGUGUCCAGUCUGAGGGAAGAGGAUGAGUACUCCAUCCAUCCUCCAUCAUCAUCCUGGAAGCGUUUCUACAGAGCCUUUCUAGCUGCCUACCCCUUUGUCAACAUGGCCUGGGAGGGCUGGUUUCUGGUGCAGCAGCUGUGCUACAUCCUGGGCAGAGCUCAGCACCACUCCCCCCUGCUGCUCCUGGCCGGUGUGCGCCUGGCCCGCCUGACUGCCGAGGACAGCCAGGCCCUGCAGGAGGAGCUGGCUGGAGCCACCUCCAGUCAAAAGCAGAGCAUUAAAGAACAAGUGCAGUCAGCAGUGAGGACAGCACUGGGUGGCAUUGCCUUCUCCCUGUCCACCGGGCUGUCCGUCAGCGUCUUCUUCCUGCAGUUCCUGGACUGGUGGUAUUCCUCGGAGAACCAGGAGGCCAUCAAAUCCCUGACGGCGCUCCCAGCCCCGCCCCCUCCCCUGCAGCUGGAGGAGGGGGCUGGCACAGCUCUCCUGCCGCAGCUGAAGAGCCUGUGCCCCCUGUGCCGCAAGGUGCGGGUCAACCCCACGGCCCUGGCCACCUCGGGCUUCGUCUUCUGCUACCGCUGCAUCCACAGCCACGUGCGCAGCCACCGGCGCUGCCCCGUCACCGGCUACGCCUCCGAGCUGCAGCACCUGGUCAGGCUCUACACCCCUGAGGGCUGA
Messenger RNA from Chaetura pelagica (chimney swift), 1020 nucleotides. It is a transcript of the gene PEX12, whose product is annotated as peroxisomal biogenesis factor 12. Gene Ontology annotation, biological process: protein monoubiquitination; protein import into peroxisome matrix. Gene Ontology annotation, cellular component: peroxisomal membrane; peroxisomal importomer complex. The record is from RefSeq and is a predicted model, not a curated record. The transcript is spliced from 4 exons. Gene Ontology annotation, molecular function: zinc ion binding; protein binding; ubiquitin-protein transferase activity. NCBI's taxonomy places the organism in Eukaryota, Metazoa, Chordata, Aves, Apodiformes, Apodidae. Bases 37 to 1020 code for a protein of 327 amino acids.